CGGUCUUACUCUCCUGCCACGGAUGAUCGGAGAUCGCCAUACAUUGUAGAGAGCCACAACACUCUGCAAACUCGUCCUCUCUCUGGAGAACAGCUAGACAAAGGCCUUGUGCAUCGAGAAUGCCUUUUCAAAGGAAGAGCAAUCUCUGAACGCGAGGAGGACCGAUAUGAGUUCCGCUGUUCAAACCUUGGGAAUCUUAUUUCAGAGGCAAGGGUUGCUCGCUAUGACUACAGAAUUGGAAUUCGUUAUCCCACUGAGAGCCCGCGUACCAACGAACCCUUCGAGAUGAUUUGUAAUUUGACGCCAAUGCCACAAUCCCCAGUGAACUUCACCUGGACAUACAGAAACCGGGUGAUUGCUACAUCACCAGUGUACGCUAUACCUCGAUUUUCUUCUUCCACUACUGGGAAUUAUACUUGCACUGCAUCAUUUGAGGAGUCUGGACAGAAAGUCGCUCUUAAUAGCAUCCUCUUACUCAACAUGCGAAGGUCUCUUGAACGCGAGAUAUGUACGUAA
Messenger RNA from Protopolystoma xenopodis, 516 nucleotides. NCBI's taxonomy places the organism in Eukaryota, Metazoa, Platyhelminthes, Monogenea, Polystomatidea, Polystomatidae. The record is from the annotation of a GenBank genome assembly.